Molecule: messenger RNA, 1585 nt
Organism: Chroicocephalus ridibundus (black-headed gull)
Lineage: Eukaryota; Metazoa; Chordata; Aves; Charadriiformes; Laridae
Gene: IER5
Product: immediate early response 5
Exons: 1
Coding region: 106-864 (252 amino acids)
Source: RefSeq, a predicted model, not a curated record
GGCGGCGCGAAGGAGCGGCGUGCGGAGCUGGGUUGCUGACGGAGGCGGCAGGCGCGGCUCGGCACGGCUCCCCACGGCCCGGCGCCCCCCACCUCGCAGCCCCCCAUGGAGUUCAAGCUGGAGGCGCACCGCAUCGUCAGCAUCUCGCUGGGCAAGAUCUACAGCGCCCGGGGCCAGCGCGGCGGCCUCAAGCUCCACAAGAACCUCCUGGUGUCGCUGGUGCUGCGCAGCGCCCGCCAGGUCUACCUGAGCGAGCCGGGCUGCCCGCCCGAGCCGCCCCCCGCCGCCUGCGGACCCCCCGAGGAGGAGCCGCCGCCGCCCUGUACCACCGCAUGGGCGGCCGGCGAACCGCCGCCCCCGCAGGACGAGGCGAGUAGGAGCGGCCCGCGGCUGCCCGGUGCGGACUGCGAAGGCCCCCGGUCGCGGCGCUGUUGUUGCGGCUGCAGCUGCUGCUGCGCGGCGGGCGGCGAGGCGAACCGGGCGGACUGCGCCACCGCGGGGGCCGCGGCGCCUCCGGCGCCCCACUGCCCCCGGAAGCGGAGUGCCGGCGAGCGAGGCCAGGCGGGCUCCCCGGUGAAGAAGCCCCGCCGAGAGGUAGAGGAGCCGCCGCCGCCGCCCACCCCGCCGCCGGGCGAGCAGGAGGACAUGGAUACGGGCAACGUGGCCAGUCUCAUAAGCAUCUUCGGUUCCAGUUUCUCCGGACUGCUCAGCAAGGAGCCCAAGGGCCGGCGGCGGCAGCCCCUUGACGGCAGCGAGGCGACGACGACGCCCGCCGAGGCGGCGGCCGAGCCGGGACAGAUCUGCUGCGAUGAGCCGGUGUUGCGGACCCUCAACCCCUGGAGCACGGCCAUCGUGGCCUUCUGACGCGCCGGCCGCGGGCCGCAGAGACUCGCCCACCGCCGCGGGGAGGGGGGGCCCGGCAGACAGAUGGGCAGCCGGACAGAAAGGUGACCCCCCCCCCUCCCCCUUCGUCCUCCCGCACCCCCGGAGGGCGCCCGCCGCAGCGGACUGUGCGGGCAGCGCCGCGGGGCUCUGGCGCCGGCGAGUCCCGGUGCCCUGCCCCGCCGCACGGGAAGGACCGCGGGGCAGCAGCACUUCCCCCUCCCCCGACCGCCUCCGGCACCCCGGGUCCUGUCUGCCGGCACCCGCCCUGGGAGCGCCCCCGGCCCUGCCCUCCCGGAAUUCCCCUUCCUGGCCGGGCCGCCGCCCUCCCAGGCGCCCGGGGGAGGCUCCCCGGCUGCCGCCGACACCGGGGGCGCUCCCACCGGGUAAUAUUUUAAGUUUGGAAAGUAUUAAGUUUAUUAAAUAAAGUCUCUAUUUUGGAAAGGGUUAGGUCAGAACUGUUACAUGGUGCUUUUUAAAAGUGUUUAUUGAGAGAAACGAAGUUUACAGAUGCUCAGAGGGAAAGUCCUUGAGCCUGUUUGUUAGGCUUGGUAACUCCCGGUCUUUGUUGUAUAAAGGCUUGGGGCUCCCGUAGGGGUUGUUUUUUUGUACAGUGUUCUCGUUCAGUGAUGUAUCUUGUUUUGUAUAAAAUGUAAUUCUACGUGUACAACACGUAUUAAAUAUUUUCAACUGUAUAAGCCUA